AUGGCUCUAGCAGCGCAGCAGUCAUUACUAGAUGAAUUAAUGGGCAAAGGGCGAAAUGCAGCGAAAGGUGAAAAAGUUCAUAAAUAUCGUUUCGAUGAUCCAAAUGUUUGUAAAUAUAUGUUAGUUGACUUUUGUCCACACGAUUUAUUUGUUAAUACUCGACAAGAUCUUGGACCCUGUGAUAAAAUUCAUGAUAUUAGUCUUCAACAAGAUUAUCAGAAAAGUUCACGUCAUGGAAAGCUUGGUUUUGAAGAUGAAUAUGAACGUUUUCUCAAAUCAUUAAUAUCCGAUGUGGAACGACGAAUAAAACGAGGACAAGAACGUCUACGCAUAACUCAGGGUGAUCCAAAUGCUAACAACGAUCCAAAUAGUCAAAAGAAUGAAACUAUCAAUAAAAUAAAAUUUCUCGAAGAAAAAAUCACCUCACAUGUUUUAAAAUCAGAACAACUUGGAAAUGAUUGUCGAAUCGAUGAAGCACAACAAGUUUUAAAUCAAUGUGAAGAAAUGAGAGAAGAAAAAGCGACACUUGAAACACAAUUAGCUGAAGAACAAGCCAAUGCAGAUAUGAAUAAAGCUAUGGAAGUAUGCACUGUUUGUGGAUCAUUUCUUAUUGUUGGUGAUAUACAAAGUCGUUUGGAUGAGCACAAUAGUGGAAAACAACAUGCAGGCUACGCAAAAAUUAGAGCAACACUUGACGAUUUAAUUCAACGUAAAACACAAAUGCUUGAAAAAGACCGAACUCGGAAUGUGCAGCAAAAGCCAGAACUAUCGAACCGCAAACGAGAUCGAUCAGAGCCCAACGAUGAAAAACCUAAACGACAUAGUUCACCAUCAUCGUCACAUCAUCAUCAUCAUCAUGAUAGAAGUAGUAAACAACGAGAAUCUUCCAGAGAAGACAAUGAUUAUCAUCAUCAUAGAUCAUCACGACAUGAAAAUAGUUCGUCAUCCAAAGAACGUCAUCAUCGACGAUAA
Molecule: messenger RNA, 972 nt
Organism: Rotaria socialis
Lineage: Eukaryota; Metazoa; Rotifera; Eurotatoria; Philodinida; Philodinidae
Source: the annotation of a GenBank genome assembly